CUGUAUGACCGAUCUGGUCAGCCUUACUACACAAUUGCCAAGGGCUGGAGAAACUAUCCUUGGACAUAAGUUUUUCAUUGGUUUUGGUGGGAAAGGAGCCAACCAGUGUGUCCAGUCUGCUCGACUUGGGGCCAAGACCUCGCUGAUCUGCAAGGUUGGGAAGGAUUCCUUUGGCAAUGAUUAUGUUGAAAAUUUGAAGAAGAAUGGUAUUUCUACAGCAUUUAUAGGUCAGACUACAGAUGCUGCUACUGGAACUGCUUCAAUAAUUGUCAACAGUGAAGGACAGAAUGUUAUUGUCAUAGUCCCAGGAGCCAACCUGCUUUUAAAUUUUGAAGACCUGAAGAGGGCUUCUGAUGUCAUCUGUAAAGCCAGAGUGGUUGUUUGCCAGCUAGAAAUAACCCCUGCUGUUUCUCUUGAAGCUCUGAAAAUGGCACGUGCCAGUGGAGUAAAGACUUUAUUUAAUGCAGCUCCAGCCCUUGCUGACCUAGAUCCACAAUUUUAUACCCAUUCUGAUAUCUUCUGCUGCAAUGAAACUGAGGCAGAAAUUUUAACGGGCAUCCCAGUUGGCAACCUUGAAGAUGCUGAAAAAGUGGGAUGCAUGCUGUUAGAAAGAGGGUGUAAGCUCGUAAUUAUUACUCUUGGAGCAGAAGGCUGCAUGAUGAUAUCGGUAGAAGAACCCAUUCCAAAGCACGUUCCUGCUGGGAAGGUCAGAGCUGUGGACACUACAGGAGCUGGAGACAGUUUUGUGGGAGCACUGGCCUUCUACCUGGCUUACUAUCCCAAGUUACCCAUGGAGGAAAUGAUCAGGAAGUCUAACUGCAUUGCAUCAGUGAGCGUCCAGGCAUCAGGGACACAAUCUUCAUAUCCUUACCGGAAGGACUUGCCUCAGGACCUUUUCUAA
Haliaeetus leucocephalus (bald eagle) is the source of this 901-nucleotide messenger RNA. It is a transcript of the gene RBKS, whose product is annotated as ribokinase. The record is from RefSeq and is a predicted model, not a curated record. Lineage: Eukaryota; Metazoa; Chordata; Aves; Accipitriformes; Accipitridae. The transcript has 8 exons. Gene Ontology annotation, molecular function: ribokinase activity. Gene Ontology annotation, biological process: D-ribose metabolic process. Bases 5 to 901 code for a protein of 298 amino acids.